UCCGCUGGGUGGGAGUUCAGUGUGACACACAGAGGAUUUCAUUCAGUGUUUCAGGUGUAGAUCUUUUCUUUGCCCUCACAUUUGAACAAACGAGCUGGAUAAUUUAAAGUGAGACUAUUAACGCCUCAGCGUAUGUUCGUGUGUGGUCUGAGUCAUUUUACUAAGCAAAACCACUUCUCUGGAACUCUGCUGUGAACUUUGAAACUCAUACUGAGAUACGCAGAACAACACUGAAUCCAUAAGAGGAAGUAAAUGCCGAGCUGGAAUCACAUGAGAUAAGAAGCUUGCGGAGAGAGAUUUCACACGUUGACUCACACUCUGACUGUGGAUUAUGAAAAAAACCUUGACAUGGCGGUCUCUUAUGGUCCAGAUCCAAGCCUGUCCCAAGUGGUUUUGCUGUUACUGGGUGAAAAACAAAGUGGGAAGAGCUCAGCAGGAAACACCAUUCUGGGAAAACCAGUCUUUGACAAAAAAACUACUCGCAGCUACAAAGAGAGCGGCACCACCUUUGGCAUACAAGUGACAGUGGUGGACACCCCAGGGUGGUUGUCCCACUCCACCACUCCAGACGUAGUAUCCCGGGAGCUGUGCAGAGGUCUGACCCUCUGCCAUCCAGAGCCCCAUGCCAUCCUGCUAGUGCUGCCCACCACCUCCACCUUCGGCCCAGAGGAGUGGAAGGCCAUGGAGGCCCAGCUCAGACUGCUCCGAGUCCAUACCCCCAUCUGGCAGCGAGCCAUGGUCCUCUUCACCCACGGAGACAACUUAGGAGACCUGCCUGUACAGGAGUACAUAAGGCGACAGGGUCGGACUCUUCAUUGGCUGCUGGAGCGAUGUGGGUACAGGUACCAGGUUAUGAGCAGCCAGUCCAGGGCCUCAGAGGCUCAGGUCACAGAGCUCUUUGUAAAGAUCCAGAAGAUGAUGAAGACUAACGAGCGUCCCAAGUAUAUCCAGGACCGGAUGUACACCCAGCUGAGACGAGAUGUGAGCAUAAAGGAGGACAGGAGGUGGCAGGGAAGACAAGAGGAGAUAGAAAUGACAGUGAUGCAUAAUGUGCAUGAUGGGAGGAUGGGACAAAGGGAGCAGAUGGCCCCACAAUGGCUUUAUAUGCCAAGAGCAGGGCCAGUUGGUUUUAAGCCUGCUCUCGGCCUCAUUCUGCUGGGAAGGAGGAAGUCCGGGAAGAGCUCAGCAGGCAACAUGAUCUUGGACAGGGGAGUGUUUCAGGUCGACAAAAAGACCACAAUUUGCUCUGUAAGCCACGGGGAAGUGUCAGGGCGGCCUGUCACGGUGGUGGACACCCCCGGGUGGAGUCUGUUUGGUCUGGCCAAUCCCAAGCAGGUCAGGACGGAGAUCAGUCGGAGCCUUUCCCUCUGCCCUGUGAGGGGCAAAGUGUCAUUUGUGCUGGCUGUACCGGUAGGCUCGUUCAGAGAGAAAGACAGGAGAGCUGUGGAGAUGUACCUCAGCAUUUUGGGGAAUGAUGUAUGGAGAACAACUGUGGUGUUGUUCACCUAUGGAGAGGAGCUGAGAGGAAGGACAGUGGAGAAACACAUAGAGCAGAGCGGAGAGCCUCUACAGUGGCUGCUGGACAGAUGUGGCCACCGGCAUCAAGUGUUAGAUACAAAUACAGCAGACGAGACUCAAGUCAGUCAGCUGCUGGAGAUGGUGGAGCAACUAUAGGAAGUAAAUGGCAAAAAAAAUGUUUACAAACAAAACAAUUUUCUUCUUCAUUAUGGUUCUCUGUGUGAUUUCAAACAUUUCUAUGAGAUUCAAUUUCCAUUUAGUUUUUUCUUUUUUUAAUACAUUUUUUAUUUAUUCAUUGACAAAUAAUAUGGUAGCCUAACUUAUAAAACAGAAAAAAAUAGAGAAAAUACCAGGGGAUCAGAGCAUAGACAGAAAUCCUAAAUCAGUUCAUAAAAAUUGUAUACAUCUAAUUGAUAAUUAAUUCAUCUUUUUUCAUAAACUACUGGGAUGUAUGUGUAUGAUUGUAUGUGUAUGUAAUGUUAUGUAUGUACUGGUGCGCCUCUCGCGUGCAACUAGUCAUCAUUUGUGGUAAUUGUGUAUUCUAUAGUUUGUACCACUACUUUUUAUUGAAUCAUGGGCCCCCACCUAUAAGCUUUUCUAGCUUCUUUGGGGGACCCAUUCAUUCUACCCAAUUAAUCUUGUACCCCCCCCCAGCUGUAUUAUUGUAAUGUUUCAAAUGGUAUUGUGAAUAAAGAAAAUGAAAUGAAAAUGAAAUUUGUGUUUAGAAUAGAGGAUUGAAGUAAAGUUUGAUUUCAUUUCCAAAAAUUAAAAAGGAUGUUUGACAUAAAUCUUCUGGAACGAUUUGAAUAAA
Messenger RNA from Perca flavescens (yellow perch), 2329 nucleotides. RefSeq names its product GTPase IMAP family member 8. The transcript is spliced from 6 exons. The coding region runs from base 349 to 1674 and encodes 441 amino acids. NCBI's taxonomy places the organism in Eukaryota, Metazoa, Chordata, Actinopteri, Perciformes, Percidae. The record is from RefSeq and is a predicted model, not a curated record. Gene Ontology annotation, molecular function: GTP binding.